AUGGCUGCCCGGCCAGGGGAAGACAACGUGGCCACGCUCUUCGGGGACAUCCACUACUUCUAUGGCCCGCCAACCGACAAGCCGCAGCAUCACAGGUUUGACAAGGGCUCGUACAUCUACCUCUUUGAGGAUGCGAACCAGGCGCGCGCCCGCCUCGAGGUCGCCAACCAGCCGGGCACCGACGACCAGGACGCCUUUGACGGCUACCUCGACAAAACCCAGCUCGAGUACUCGUACAAGAAGUCGUGCGUCGUGACCCUGACGGUGGGCGACGUCGACGGUCACGAGGAGUGGCAUCUCCCGACCUACGACCCCCACAACCAGAACAAGUACCACUACAAGCUGCACUCGCUCGACAUCUACUUCUGGACCCAGCAGGACGCUUUGGAGUUUGUCAAUGGCAUCCGGCGCGUGCUCCCCCCGGCCCAAUGCGAAGUCCUCGACGAGCCCGGCCCGCCGCCGCGCCACCUGGCCGAUGUCAGCUCCGUAGUGCAGCAGCUUGAGCGGGCCGCCAUCGCGGACUCGGACUCGUCCGUUGCCACCCCGCCGUCUACCAUCUCUUACAGCACGCCGAGCGUCAGCGGUGCUCCCUCUGCUGGCCCGCCGCUCUCUGCAUUCUCCGGCGCCGGGGACCUCACUCCUCCCCCGCCCCCGCCCCAGUUCGCUCCCAUUGCCUACAACCCGGCCGCACCCCCUGCGCCCGAGCAGGUCCGGCACCGCGAGAAGACGCCUCCUCCCGAUGACGAUGUGGCGAACCCCCUGCACAUGACCAUGGCCUACGACGCCCAGACGCCCUUCUCCCCUGGGCUUGUGCCCAGCGGCCGCGGUCCCCUCAGCCCCGGCAUCCCGCCGCCCAACAUCCAAAACCCGCCCGGAGCGCCCUCAUUCCCCGCCCCGCCCCAGCACAGCGUCACGUCUCCCGGCUUCGCGCCCCAGGGAUUCGGCGCCCUCGGCGGACACCCCCUCGGCCUGUCCCAGCAUCCAAACGUCCACCCCAUGCUGUCGCGCUCCGCCACCAUGCCCGUGCAGAGCACGACCCCGGCGGUCCCUUUCAUGAUUUCCGGGGGGUACACGCCCGGUUCGCCGCCGCCGAGCAUCCCCGGCGGCUACACGCCGGGCUCUCCGCCUCCGAGAAUCGCUGGCGGUGCGGCGGCGGCGGCGGCUCCCGCGCCCCAGGCGUACAACCCCGCUGCUCCUGCCGCGAGCGAGUACUCGGUCCAUCAGCAGUUCUACAUCCCCGAGAGUCAGUACAAGCCUAAGGUGGAGACUAGGGGCAAGCUGGAGGAGGGCGCUGGCAAAGUCGAGCGCGGCGUGACCGGCAUGCUCAAGAGGUUUGAGAAGAAGUUUGGCUGA
Lasiosphaeria miniovina is the source of this 1353-nucleotide messenger RNA. RefSeq lists its product as uncharacterized. NCBI's taxonomy places the organism in Eukaryota, Fungi, Ascomycota, Sordariomycetes, Sordariales, Lasiosphaeriaceae. The record is from RefSeq and is a predicted model, not a curated record. The transcript has 3 exons. The coding region runs from base 1 to 1353 and encodes 450 amino acids.